UCGCUUAACCUACAACAGUGUAAUCGCCUAUUAUACUGCAAAUAUUACACUGAUACUUAGUGCUGAUUCGUUGGCUUUUGAAAUUGUACUUACACGUGCGCGUAGAUGUUUGACGGUGUUUUUUCCACAUUUUAAAAUCGAUCGAUCGAAAGUGCAGCACACGCCGACGGAGAUUGAUCCAGCCGUUGCGCCGAUCUAGCUGCAACGAAUCGAAAACGUGCGAUAAUUUUGAAUUGUGAACACGUCCAAGAUGUCCAAACAACUUUGUCCCAUUGUGUUCGGGUCAAUCGAUGCCAAUUCAAUGUAUACUACUAACAACAAAAGGAAGAAAUUGAGUUUGUCGAAGGAAUUAUUAAGAGAAAUCACGCAAUUUAAACAUAUGCUCAUCACAAGGAAGGAAAAUUACGAAAUCAAUUUUCUCGAUCCCGUCAACGGCGAACAGCUGAAACUCAUGUGCACCGACACCGUGUGCACCGGACGGGUGUUGCACUCGGGCGUGCGGACGCUGCAGAAGGCCAUCGCCCGGGAACGGUCGCACAGAUGGGAAUACGUGGACGGCUUGACGCGUUACACGCGCGAGCUGGAACAGCUGGACGGAGCCAAGGAGGAGUUGUUGGACGGCCUGGAGCGGAUGCAGGCCGGCGUCGACGACACCGUGAACGCGCUCCGGGCGGACGUGGAACGGGCCCACGGCGAGUACGAGGAGCGCAGGAGGCGGUUCUUCAGGACGUCGUCCGGUAGCGCCGCGGCUGAAGGAUUCGGGUCGCUGCAGGAGCCGACGACCGGCCGCAACGUCGCCGACGAUCGGUUUCAUCAGUCGCUGUGCGGCGGGGACACGGUCACCAGCGCCGUUUCGCUGCCCGGCCACACCGGCUACUGGCCCGAAGACAUCGACGGCGACGACGACGACGACGACGCCUCCGUCGCCUUGACGAUCUUUCGACGGCUUCGGAGGGACGCGGUGGCUCGCGGAGGCGACGCUCGUCGGUCGCGAACCGACGAACUGCAAACGCUCUGGCGCGCCGUCAGGUCCGUGUCCGAGUACAACAGGUCGCUGGAGACGGCGGCGCGCGCGCUCGAAGAACAGACGGAAACGCUGCAGACCGACCUGCGGGACGCGGUGGCCGCGUGCACGGCGCUGGACGCGGACCAGUCGGUCAACAAGUGCCGGUCGGUGGUGCUGGACGACUUUUGCGCGGUCGCCGAACAGAUCACGGCGCAGCAGAUCAGGAACUUGGAGUUCGGCCGCAUGUUGGCCGUCGACGAACGGCAAAUCGGCGAGGAACUGCAGAAGAUCGGACAGCUGAAGGCCAAGAUUUCCAAGAAAAAAGAGAAAAAACAAAGGCUUCUCGAGCAAACAGACAGUGUGAAAAGUCAACUGGAAACAUACAAAAAUCGUUACGAAGACUUAAAGAGGAAAAGAGCUCAUUUAGACGACAAUCUAAACGCAAUGAAACGUUCGCCUAGCAAAUUAGCAAGUCAAUUUGAGCAACAAGGUUUCGGACAGAGAGUGAAACAUUUGGAACUACUCAAAAACCAAUACAACCAACUGACUAAUAAAAGAGAAGCAUUAAAAUUGAAAAUUCAAAGUCAACAACAGGUGAUCAAGACACCUCGUCGAAUAAAUACGUUUUGCGAUCCUUAGCCACAUCAUUUGUACAAUUUGUUUGAUUAAUUUAGUGAUUUCACAAAUAUUCUUGUAUGCUUAGGCGUCUCAAAAGCUUUAUUUUCAACUAAAAACCAAGCAAAAAAUUUAAUUAAAAUUUUUAUACUUUAACUUAAUAUAAUUAUACUUAAUUUUUUAUUUAGAUUAUAAUUAUAAUACUCUAUUUAAUUUACUGUCCAAAAUUUUAUUUUUAUUUAAAUUAGUUAACUUAAGAUUAUAAUAUGAUCAUAAUGGUUUUAUAAAAGAAUUAUACAUUGGUUGAAGCAAAAAUGUUUAUUUUAAGUUCAUUUCGAUAAUAAUACUAUUACAUAAACAUAAAGUUUGCUUUUUGUUCCAUUGUCCAUUAACUAUUGUUAUUAUCAUGAUUAUUUUAUAAUAAUUAUUAUUAAUAUAUAUUAUACGCAAGCACAUUACAUAUGCUACAUAUGCUUAUUAUUAUUACAAAUUGAAUAAUUGUUUAAUUUUACAUUACAAUCAAUGUUAAACAAACAAUAUAUGUAGCUAACAUAUGUAAAUACAACAAAUUAUGAUCUUAUAAUACUUAUAAAUAUUACUAAAAGCGCAUCAAGCGCAGCAUAUGAAAAUAACAAUAUUGUAAAACAAUGUUAUGUAAAAAUGUUGUUUUAAUUAUCAUAAUACAAUAUAAGUCUUCCACUUAAAAUACUAGAAAUUAAACACUAUGAAAAAAAAAUUAUACGUAUAAUAAUAAAAUUUAGACAAAAAAAAAAAAAAAAAAA
This is a messenger RNA of Aphis gossypii (cotton aphid), 2403 nucleotides long. RefSeq lists its product as uncharacterized. Bases 251 to 1645 code for a protein of 464 amino acids. The transcript is spliced from 6 exons. The record is from RefSeq and is a predicted model, not a curated record. Lineage: Eukaryota; Metazoa; Arthropoda; Insecta; Hemiptera; Aphididae.